UUCAUCCACGGUCACAACUCUAUCACACUUGCAAGAUCAAAAUCCAACGUUGAAGCAAAGCUAACCUUGAAACCUUGUACACCAAAACUGAAACAACCGUCUUUGGUGGUAUUUUGUUCUGACUCUGUUGUUCUUGUGAAGAGUAACCCAAUAGCAUCAUUGACAUUGCUGUGGAUGACGACGAAAGUGAUGGAGGUGGUGAAAGGUCUGGACUUGAAGCGGUACAUGGGACGGUGGUACGAGAUUGCGUGUUUUCCGUCGAGGUUUCAGCCCAGUGACGGCGUCAACACAAGAGCCACCUACACUUUGGGCGAUGACGGCACUGUGAGAGUUCUGAAUGAAACUUGGAGCGGUGGGAAAAGAAGCUUCAUCGAGGGCACUGCUCAUAAGGCAGAUCCCGAUAGUGAUGAGGCCAAAUUGAAGGUCAGGUUUUGGGUUCCUCCUUUCUUACCCGUCAUUCCUGUUACUGGGGAUUACUGGGUUUUGUUCAUCGAUCCUGAUUAUCAGUAUGCUCUCAUUGGCCAACCUAGCAGGAGUUAUCUUUGGAUAUUGUCGAGGAAGAAUGAAAUGGAUGAGGAAAUUUACAAGGAGCUUGUUAAGAGAGCCAAGGAUGAGGGCUAUGAUGUGAGCAGACUCCACAAGACUCCACACACGAAUCCUCCACCUGAGAGAGAAGGUCCUGAGGACACCAAAGGCGUUUGGUGGUUCAAGUCCCUUCUGGGGAAAUAGUAAUUAUAUCUGAAGGUGAAAGAGAGUGUUUCAUAUCAGUAAUAAAAGUAAAUGCAAAAUAUACCAAGGUCAUGAUGAUGAUGAUGAUAUGAACUUUGUAAAGUUUAUCGUUGAUGUUCUUAUUGUGUUUGUUUUUAGUUGUUCUUGGUGAGAA
Vigna umbellata (rice bean) is the source of this 883-nucleotide messenger RNA. RefSeq names its product temperature-induced lipocalin-1-like. Gene Ontology annotation, biological process: response to reactive oxygen species; lipid metabolic process. Gene Ontology annotation, cellular component: cytoplasm. NCBI's taxonomy places the organism in Eukaryota, Viridiplantae, Streptophyta, Magnoliopsida, Fabales, Fabaceae. The record is from RefSeq and is a predicted model, not a curated record.